Messenger RNA from Megalops cyprinoides (Indo-Pacific tarpon), 3095 nucleotides. Its product is annotated as GRB2-associated-binding protein 3-like. The record is from RefSeq and is a predicted model, not a curated record. The transcript has 10 exons. Lineage: Eukaryota; Metazoa; Chordata; Actinopteri; Elopiformes; Megalopidae. Bases 133 to 1839 code for a protein of 568 amino acids.
UGCAGCAGAACACAGCGAUUGAGUGGCACUACACGGUUUCAGAGCAGCAGCAGCAGCAGCAGAAACAAUAACACAAACACACACGCAUACACGCGCGCUGGAGUCUCUGUGUCCCAGCGUUCUGCCAUCAGGAUGAGCGCCGGAGACGUGGUCUGCACCGGCUGGCUCAUCAAAUCUCCGCCUGAGAAGAAAUUAAAGAGAUAUGCAUGGAGAAAGCGCUGGUUCGUGCUGCGCCAGGGCCGUAUGAGCGGAAACCCAGACGUGUUGGAGUACUACCGCGGCAAGAGCUCCAAGAAGCCCAUCCGCACCAUCGACUUGAGGGAGUGCCAGGUCCAGAGGCAUGAAGAAGUGCGGCUCAUAAAGAGAGAGUUCCAGCACCUGUUCAUCGUCAAGACAUCCUCCCGCAUCUUCUACUUGGUUGCUAAGACAGAGGAGGAGAUGAACAGCUGGGUGCGUAACAUCAGUCAGAUCUGCCACUUUGGUUCUCUGGAUGAUGAGGCAGACUUAGACAGCUUUUCCCAGCAGCCUUCGCCCACCAGCUCCUCCCACACGUCUCGGGUCACCGGCCAUGAGCUCAGCACGGAAGCCAACACCACUGAGGACAGCCGCAGCAACUCAGAGUCCAGCCUUCCCCCUGACUACCUCAUCCUCUCACAGUGUGAGACAGGGAGGGUCAGCAUCACCAGCUGUUCAAACUCUGAGAGGUCCCUCGAGCAGAACUCAUCGGACAUCGAGGACGUUUUCCUGUCACCUCACCUCACCAGUCAGACAGUCUCACCUUUCCUCUCGGUCGGGCCAUCAGAACCCCCCCUCGGCACUCCCUCCACGCCACUGGAGAGGCUGUCUGAAUUCUCCUCUUCCUGCUCCUCCACUUCACCCACCCAGAUGCUCCCGCCCACUCCGGACAUUUUCCAGUUUGAGCCGGUCUCGUCCCUGUCCCCAGAAGGGAGCAUGGAUGGCCACGCCCCCCCUCCUCGGCCCCCCAAGCCCAGUCGCUUCUCUGAGCGACGUGUGGAUAACAGUCUAAACCACAUGACCCUGAGGGAUGGUGAGGGGCUGUUCACCCUUCAGCCAGCCCCCAACCACAGGAGAAUCUCCCUGUCAGGACUCGAACAUGACCGAAAAGGAGAAUUUGAUAAUACCUCCGUAAGAAGCUGGAGCAAAAGACUAAGCCUUAAUUUGCCUCAACUGACCCCUGCCUACAGUCCAAAUUCAGCAGACUGCUAUGAAGAUUCUUAUAUACCCAUGACCUCCCCUCCUAUCUCCACUGUGAACAAUGAGUCAGAUGGGUACAUCCCCAUGAGCCCCACGUCAGUAAAAUUCCUUCUGUCCAAUGGGAAACCAGAGCCCCCUCCUCCAGCCCCACUGCGCGGAUUGCCUUGCGACCUGGAGCCGCCCCCUGUGAACCGAGAUUUGAAGCCGCGCAGGAGAGCAAGACCUCCUCCACUGGAUCUGCGGGGCCUAUCCACCAUAAGCGAGUGUCCACUCCACCUGUCUCUGACACGGACACUGACAGAGCCAGGAAACUCAACUCAUUGGUUUUCACUGGAGAGAGGACCUGGCAUAGGCGGGGCUUCUGAGGAUGAGGAAGACUGGCUGUCUGGGGAGUCCAAGCAACUGUUACCUCCCAAUGGCAAUACCACUCUCUGCUUCCCCAAAAAAUCCAACCUGGACUACCUUUCACUGGACUUCAACCCAGCAUCACCUUCACCCGUGCAGAAGAAGGCUUUGCUUACCGAUGAACACAGAGUGGACUAUGUACAGGUGGAUGAGAAGAAGACCCAGGCCUUGCAGAACACUAAAAUGGAGUGGAAGGAUGUGCGGCAAUCCAAAGUGUAAAGCAAGGUUGGGACAGCAUGUAGGAGAAAGAAAGAAAAAAAAGAUAACACAAACAACGUCACCACCAGCACAGGAGGACAGAAUAAAAUAGCCUCAUACCAACAUUAUCAACAAGAAACUGCAUUUGCUCGGUUGCAAGAGGAAAUCAUAUACAUAUCAUGUGCCACUCUUGGAGACGAGACUCCAUAGUUAUAUUGCUGAACGAUGUGUGAAAUGCUUUUAACACAGGGCUCUCUUUGUAAAUGUCAUUUUUCAGUUCUGCAGAUGUUUUUUUUUUUGUUCAACAAAUAAGGGUGUGCCGGUAUUAAUGUCCAGCAUGAGUGAUGGGGUAAUUUCCACGGUGCACUCCAUUUGAGGCUUUUGACAAAAAAAAAAGGAAACAAGAAAAAUAACAGAUCUUGUCAUACAACACCCGAAUUCCACAGAUUGUUACCUUUGGCAACUUUAUAUUAAGUUUGCAUUUACCAAAGGUUUACCGAGCUCUAGAAAACACCACUAUAAUAUGUCACAGCACAUAAAAAUAUGUGCAAAUGUUGGAGCAAAUGUUAAGAUGCCAUGUCUAUUGUUAUACUGUUGUCACAUACAAAUUUGUUUUAUACAGAGUAUGGGUCAGUUCCAUUUAAAAUCAUUCAAUUCAGGGAAUGAACUGAUUAAACUGAAAUGGAAUUGAUCCCAACUCCCAACUGGUUUCAUAUUGAGGUACAGUUGCAAAGCUACAAAGAUUAUUGAUCAUAGAUCAUGGGUUCCAAACCAUCUGGCACAUCAUUUUGGGUUAUAAAAACUGAUGGAUCUGAGCUCCGGUGUUUAUCUUAUCUCCAACCGCAGCUAAAAUAGAGCCUGUCAGCUCGGAGCUGUUUUAUCCUGGUUUUAUCAAUCUGUCAUGCGGAGGAAAACAUGGAAAGGUCACAUUAAUAUAAAUAAAACUGUUUAAACAAGCCAGUUCAUUUGAGAUCCUCCGCCCACUUGCACGGGAAGAGAGGACCAGGGGAAUUGGGAAAUAUUUAAAAACGAGGAAGUUAAAAUUGUAAAAUUCUUGUGAUGUUCUUGCAAAGUUCUUGGCAAAAGAGGUACUUCAGAUUUAGCAGGGAUGCAGGUAUGAACAGAGAUGUAUUAUCUAUUUAUAUACCUGCACGAAAUGCCUGUUAAAUGUCGGACAACAGUUCUGAAAACAUUACAAGUUUGCUUCCCAGUGCCACUGCUGUUGUACCCUUGGGCAAGGUACUUAACCCAUAUUGCCUCAAUAAACAGCUGUAUAA